CACAAGGGAUGGGCAUGACUGCUUGGCCAGGGAUGUAGUUUUUGGAAGGAUCCCAGUAUCCGGUGCUGACCUGUGGCCAAAAGCGGCCAUAUCGUUUGUUUUUGCUUGUAAUUCUGCGUCGUAUUUGUCGCCAACGUCGUGGUGGUCAAGGAAGGCCCUUGUUGAAUGGAAUGGCGAAAAUGCAGGAUUCGGGGCAGUUGAAACUCGGGGAAAUCAAGUCUUACAGCUGCUCUACUCUGGGAUAUACAUACUACCGUAUUGGGGGAGUUAUCAAAGCUGUUUCCGGCCCUGCGUCUUACAUAGCUCAAACGUCCUGGCUAAGGAUCACACCCCGUUUUUGUCUUCUGUUCUUCUUUAUAUGGUUGCCUAUCUGUUAAUUCUGUUGCCUAUAAGGAUGCGAAUCCCGAUUUGGUCCCCCCUCCCUUGGUUCUAGAACGUGUAUUCG
This is a messenger RNA of Trichoderma atroviride IMI 206040, 445 nucleotides long. Lineage: Eukaryota; Fungi; Ascomycota; Sordariomycetes; Hypocreales; Hypocreaceae. The record is from RefSeq and is a predicted model, not a curated record.